Messenger RNA from Pezoporus occidentalis (night parrot), 1382 nucleotides. RefSeq names its product uridine phosphorylase 2 (gene UPP2). The record is from RefSeq and is a predicted model, not a curated record. Gene Ontology annotation, biological process: uridine catabolic process; nucleotide catabolic process. Lineage: Eukaryota; Metazoa; Chordata; Aves; Psittaciformes; Psittacidae. Gene Ontology annotation, cellular component: cytoplasm; cytosol. Gene Ontology annotation, molecular function: uridine phosphorylase activity.
CGGUCACUGUUGAUCUUCGGAGCCAAACAAAGACAGAGAAGGUAUUUAACCCCCUGCAGAGCCCUUAAAACCCCUUCUGAGCUCCAAACCCCAACAGCUGAGGAAAUAACGGGGUGUUUUCCUUACCUUUUCUGCAGAGUAUCGCUUUCAGCUGACUCUGGUAGAGCCGCUAUGACUGAAACAACAGUUUACUCCGGCAGCGGGCUUGUCCAUAUUAAAAACCCACACUUGGACUCAAUGGAGGAGGACAUGCUGUAUCACUUGGACUUGGGAACCAAGACGCACAACCUGCCAGCAAUGUUUGGGGACAUAAAGUUUGUCUGCAUUGGUGGAAGCCCAAACAGGAUGAGGGCAUUCGCCCAGUUCAUGCGCAAGGAGCUGGGACUGGCAGGCGAUGGGGAGGACCUGGCAGACAUUUGCGCAGGGACGGACCGCUAUGCCAUGUACCGGGCUGGGCCAGUGCUCUCCAUUAGCCAUGGGAUGGGUAUCCCUUCCAUUUCCAUCAUGCUUCAUGAACUAAUUAAACUUCUGCACCACGCAAAAUGCUGAGAUGUUACUAUUAUACGCAUUGGUACUUCUGGAGGUUUAGGCAUCAAGCCCGGGACUGUUGUGAUCACAGACACAGCAAUGGACUCCUCCUUCAAGCCACGGUUUGAGCAGGUGGUGCUGGAUGACGUGGUGGUGCGGAGCACAGAGUUAGACAAGGACCUUGCAAAGGAGCUUCUUGCCUGUAGCAAGGAGGUUCCUGACUUCCCUACACUCAUCGGCCAUACCAUGUGCACCUAUGACUUCUAUGAAGGUCAGGGGAGAUUAGAUGGAGCAUUGUGCUCUUUUUCCAGUGAAAAAAAGUACUUAAAAAGAGCUUACAAUGCUGGCGUGAGGAACAUCGAAAUGGAGUCCACAGCAUUCGCUGCCCUGUGCAGGUUGUGUGGCCUGAAAGCCGCUGUUGUUUGUGUGGCACUCCUGGAUCGCCUGGAGGGGGACCAGAUCCGGGCACCCCAUGAGCUGCUGUGGGAAUACCAGCAGCGGCCCCAGCGCUUGAUUGCAGCCUUCAUCCGAAAGCAGCUGGGGCUGUGCCCUCCAGCAGGAAACAAGCUUUUCUCCACAAACUGAUGGGUGAUGCAGCACAAGCAGUGCAGGCUUGCUCUCCCAUGCCAGGCACACCACAUCCCCUUUUUCUGCGAAAUCGAAAAGACUGACUUGGUCACGAUGCACUCCCAUGGACAAGUGCCCUCCAUGGCUGAGUGGGGCAGCUGGAUCCAGUGAACAUCACCAUGCAGGAGCUGGAGACCUCCAAAGUGGCUUGAAUUACACCAACAACCUGCUCACCCAAGGACAGCUCCAGACAAUAUUUGUACACAAAUUAAGAGUGUUUUACCAAA